Molecule: messenger RNA, 1684 nt
Organism: Schistocerca nitens (vagrant locust)
Lineage: Eukaryota; Metazoa; Arthropoda; Insecta; Orthoptera; Acrididae
Product: V-set and transmembrane domain-containing protein 2B-like
Exons: 8
Coding region: 1-1218 (405 amino acids)
Biological process (GO): synapse organization
Cellular component (GO): neuron projection membrane
Source: RefSeq, a predicted model, not a curated record
AUGAUUGCUUAUGUAUCGAACGAGGAAGAAGUGAUGAGGAUUAAAGGAAUUGAAGAUGAAUAUUAUGAAGGCUUUGCGGGCGUGAACCUACGAUUUAUUAGCAUAACAGGAGAAGCGGGAGAUGGAAUUCCGCAGGUUGGAGGGGGUGAUAAGGACAUAAAGUCGCGGGAUGACAUAAAUGACGAGAAUGGGACGCCGACCACUGGGACGCAGCCCUCGACGCGCAUCGCUGUGGACGCGGCCGAGCAGCGCCAACCCAUGUGGACGUCGCCAGCAGUUACUGCAACGACGCCAGGUGCGUCGCCACCGCAGCCGGGCUCUCCUGACGCUGCGCCCGCCACGACGGCCGCCGCCCCGCCGCUCGCCUCCGGCAGCAGCGCCGCGACGCCGGGGGCGGGCAGCACCCGCGCCGCCUACCGCGCGCCGCCACACCCCCACUACCACCUGCACUCAGCGGGCGACGAGCGCCGCCACGGCCCCUACUUCGAGGACGGGCCGGGCCCGCACAACGUGACGGCGCGCGUCGGACACACCGUGCUGCUCGACUGCCGCAUCGGGCUGCUGCAGGGCAAGACGGUGUCGUGGCUGCACCGGCGCCACGACGCGCUGCAGCUGCUGACGGUGGGCCGGCAGGAGUACAGCGCCGACCAGCGCGUCACGCUCAGCUUCCGUUACCCCGGCAACUGGCGGCUGCGCAUCGAGUACGUGCGCCUGCGUGACCAGGGACUCUACGAGUGCCAGGUGGCCACGCACCCGCCGAGGGUGCUGAGGAUUUAUCUCACCGUCACCGCGCCCGAGGUGAACGUGACGGACGACAAGGGCCACCUGGUGAGCGAGCGCUACUACAAGGCGGGCAGCGCCGUCGAGCUGACGUGCGUCGCGACGCACCUGCAGGGCCCACAAGAGGCCGUCGUCUGGCGACACGGCGACGCCACACUCACCGCCGGCGUCAGUACAAACGUGAGCGACGAGCAGGACUCCAUGGUGUCGACGCUGACCAUCGAGCGCGCACAGAAGAGGCACUCUGGCAACUACACGUGCGCCGCCGGCGGCGCUGCCUCCACCACCGUCGCCGUGCACGUGCUCAACGGGCAGCUGCCGGCGGCGGUGCAGCACAACGGUUCGGGGUCUCGGCCGGCCAGCGGCGCAGCUGCCUACCUGCUGCUGCUGCUUCUGCCGGUGGUGAUGGCGCUGCCCCCGACCGCGCCUGGGCGGUGACGCUAGCUGACGGGCCGGCGACGCCCCUCUGCUGUAGCUGUCCACAGGUUUGUCAUCGGAAUUUGGGACGUGCAAAUGAAUCUGGAGCGGAAAUGGAGACAGAUGAAACUGAUGAAAGAAUGUAUAGCAAGAGACCUUCUGGAGCGAGAAAACCUUUCCUCCAUGAUUUAAUAUGAGCCAUCACUGAAUAGAAAAAAGAUUACAUGGGGAGAACUGAUUACUUCAAGACCCAGCUCCGCCUUUGUUAAGUGGAACAUAGGGGUCGUUUUCUUUGUACAAGUUGUCUGUGCAUAUCUCGAGAGACACUGAACUGUCAGAGCUACUGAUUUGCCAGGCUGAUGACCUCGUUCACUUCGCUGAGCUUGUUCACAUCGCUGGCAAAAGUACCUCAGUAGAACAUGUGGUUUAUAGAGGAAACUCUGAAGUGAUUCUUGACUUUCCACGUGAUAUAAAUAUAUUAUUUCUA